GUAAAUGACCAAAGCACUCCCUAAACACAACUCACAUGGCAUAACAUGACUGGUGACUGAGAACAUACAAACUCUUCACAACCAUCUGGUCCCUCUAUCGUCAUAUAAAACUGAGUGACCUCCCAUAUCCUUUCGUGGAGAUUUCUUAGAACAAUCAUUCCUUCUUUGCAUCCAAACCCAAAAAUCCAAGGCCUCUGAUCUCCGUAAUUCAUAUAUCUUUUUUUCUCUCCUUAAUUCAUAUGACUGUCAAAAUGCAAAACAAGCCUUGUUUACUUCUUUUCUUAGUUCUCAUUCUUUCUUGCUUCAUAGCUCAAAUCCUUGGGAACAAGCAAUCACAAGCACUUGCUCAGCUUUACAAGUCCAAGUUGAAGGAAGGUGCGGGCAUCGACACAAGCCAAUUCGAGGCAAUUCUUCACGCCAAUGGAGCCAAAAUUCAUCCUCAGGAGGGGUUGAAGGAGAAGGACAGGAUUGGUAGCUUGCCUGGACAACCCCAUGUGAAUUUCUCUCAGUAUGGUGGGUAUGUUACAGUGGAUAAAGAAGCAGGUCGUGCACUCUUUUACUAUUUUGUUGAAGCGGAGAAGACGAAGGAUUCCUCACGUCUUCUUCUAUGGCUCAAUGGAGGACCUGGAUGUUCUUCUCUUGGCUAUGGAGCAAUGCUAGAGCUUGGACCGUUCCGAAUCCACAGCGAUGGAAAAACACUUUACAGAAACAGAUUUUCAUGGAACCAUGCUGCUAAUGUUUUGUUCCUUGAGUCCCCUGCCGGGGUUGGAUUUUCUUACUCAAAUAAAACAUCUGAUUAUGAUGCCAGCGGGGAUAGAAUAACAGCUGCAGAUAAUUAUGUGUUUUUGGUGAAUUGGUUGGAGAGAUUUCCAGAAUACAAGGACAGAGAGUUCUAUAUUUCUGGUGAAAGCUAUGCAGGGCAUUAUGUACCUCAACUUGCACAUACUAUUCUUUACCAUAAUAAGAGGGCUAACAAGACAAUUAUCAACCUCAAGGGCAUAGUGAUUGGAAAUGCAGUGAUUAACGAUGAAACUGAUUCAAGAGGAAUGUACGACUACUUAGCAAGCCACGCCCUCAUUUCGGAUCAAACUGCAAACAAAAUCAACAAAUAUUGUGAUUUUUCACCCAAUGCCACAAAGCAGCCUAAGGCGUGCAGUGAUGCGGCUGAUGCUGCGGCUAAGGAUACCUAUUACAUUGACAUUUACAACAUCUAUGCCUCCUCAUGCGUUUCCUCCAACCUCACUGCAAAACCCAAAAAGGCUUCAAUAUUCGAAUUCGACCCGUGCAGCGAGUACUAUGCUUAUGCUUAUUUUAACCGGCCAGACGUUCAACAAGCUCUCCAUGCCAAUGUCACUAAACUCACACAUGACUGGGAACCAUGCAGUGAUGUUAUCGCAAACUGGGCCGAUGGUGCAUCGACCGUACUGCCCCUUUUAAAAGAGUUCCUGGCUAAUGAUGUUCGACUGUGGAUUUUUAGUGGAGACAUAGAUGCAAGGGUACCAGUCACUUCAACAAAAUAUUCUAUUGAAAAGCUGAAUCUUCCAAUAAAGACUGAAUGGCAUGCUUGGUUUCUUGGUGGAGAGGUUGGUGGUUACACACAAGUGUAUGAAGGAGAGCUAACAUUUGCUACAGUGAGAGGGGCAGGGCAUCAAGUGCCAAGCUAUCAGCCUGCAAGAGGACUUUCCCUCGUCAAGCACUUCCUUGAUGGCACACCACUCCCUGAUACUACAAGAUAUACCUAAUUUCUUUAAAUAUUUACAGCUAUCAGAAUGUCGUUACCUUGUUAUUAAUUUUUUAGUCCACACAAGGUCGCUUGAUUUCUCGCUCUUCUAGUUGUAAUUUAUUUUCAUUGAUUAAUAAAAGUUCAUAACAAUUGCCUUUUCAAUUGAACCCCUACCCCCCGAAAGAUAGUCUUGUAAGCUGUAUAGU
Messenger RNA from Prunus mume (Japanese apricot), 1929 nucleotides. RefSeq names its product serine carboxypeptidase-like 40. NCBI's taxonomy places the organism in Eukaryota, Viridiplantae, Streptophyta, Magnoliopsida, Rosales, Rosaceae. Gene Ontology annotation, cellular component: vacuole. Gene Ontology annotation, molecular function: serine-type carboxypeptidase activity. The record is from RefSeq and is a predicted model, not a curated record. Gene Ontology annotation, biological process: proteolysis.